CUCGACGUCCGUCUCCACUCAGUUCGAAUGUUCCCAAGGCCGUCCAAGCGAAAACACCGCGCGUCCGCGAAGUCUCGCCAGAGACACAGGCCGAGCCAGCACUCAGAACACGCCGAGCAUGGUAACAAUUCCGACGACGAGCAUGAGCUCGAAUCGCAGCCGGACCCGGCGCUCUUCAUCCAGGCGUACGAGGCCGACUUGGUGCGCGGCCCGCAAGCAUGGGCAGCAGCUGACUCACUCGAGGUUGUCCGAGUGAAAGAUGGGGAUCGUGAAGUAGUGAAGGCAGGGGAGGGUCUCAUUCGAUGGGGAGGGGCUGGUAACAGUAGGUACGAGGACGAGGAAGUACAAGCGGGGAAUGCAAGACAGCAGGAAAUCUGGGUGGACAGAUACGAUGCCCGCCUGCUCCUAGACGCCCUGCCCUCCAGCAUUGCGGACACACAGGAGCCACUGUCCCCUACGCUCAGCACCUCCGGCUGGUCUGACCUGCCCUCUGACUCCGAAGACACGUUCUUCUUCACCCCCGCCGAGCUCGAAGACUACCACCGCCAGAAACGACGGCGCAUUAUCGACGCCGCGCGCGAGGAGCGUCUCCGGGCACUCCGCGAGGAAGACGACACCACCUUCGCGCAGAAUCCGGAGGAAGACAGGUGGGGCGGGAGCGACGAGGAGCCCGACGCGCCGCAGCGCGAGCUCAUGCGGCGCACCGCGGUGCACCUCAGCACCUCCCCGAACCCCGCGCAGCUGGAGAUGCGCAUCCUUGCGAACCACGGCGCGGACAAGCGCUUUGCGUUCUUGAGGGGGAGGUGGUCACGAGCGUGGCGCACGGUCAAGGCGGGCGUCAGGCAGGAGCAAGCACGAGCGAAAGAGAAGGAGAGUGAGAAGCCGGCGUUGGGAGGGUUGGCGGGGUAUGGCGAUAGUGAUGAGGAUGAGGGUAGCGAGAAGGGUGGUGAUGACGAUAGGGGUGGCGGCUCUAGUAAGCGGGAGAUAGGCGAGGCACAAGCAGACGCAGCGGGCGCUAUCGCGGAAGAACAGGCAGGAGACACUGAUAAGGAGGAGGCUAUGAAGGCUGCCAGACGUGCCAAAGCAAAGGAAUGGGCUGCGAAACGGAAAGCGGCCAAGGAAGCUGAGUGA
Molecule: messenger RNA, 1131 nt
Organism: Gloeophyllum trabeum ATCC 11539
Lineage: Eukaryota; Fungi; Basidiomycota; Agaricomycetes; Gloeophyllales; Gloeophyllaceae
Exons: 2
Coding region: 28-1131 (367 amino acids)
Source: RefSeq, a predicted model, not a curated record